Messenger RNA from Pneumocystis jirovecii RU7, 1110 nucleotides. RefSeq names its product methionine aminopeptidase, type I. Bases 1 to 1110 code for a protein of 369 amino acids. Gene Ontology annotation, biological process: proteolysis. Gene Ontology annotation, molecular function: metalloaminopeptidase activity. The transcript is spliced from 13 exons. Lineage: Eukaryota; Fungi; Ascomycota; Pneumocystomycetes; Pneumocystales; Pneumocystaceae. The record is from RefSeq and is a predicted model, not a curated record.
AUGGGUUUCUGCAUAGGAAUUGAUUGCAACAAUGUUGCUUCAACACUACAAUGUCCAACAUGUUUAAAAUUUGGUAUUCGAGGUUCUUUUUUUUGUUCUCAAGAAUGUUUUAAAAAAAGCUGGAAUUCUCAUAAAGGCAUACACGAAACAAACAAAAGAAUAUCUGGUUCAUAUUCUGCUACAACCUAUGAUCCUUUUCCUGAUUUUCCAUAUACAGGGACGUUAAGAGCAUUUUAUCCUCUUUCUGCACCUCGAAAAGUACCUUCUCAUAUUCAAUGUCCAGAUUAUGCUAAGGAUGGUGUUCCUCGAGGAGAACAAGCUUUAUCUCGAAGUUUAAAGGCGAUUAUUUUAACAAAAGAAGAGCAAGAAUGCAUGCGGAGGACUUGUAAGCUUGCUCGAGAAGUGCUUGAUAUUGCUGCUGCUGCUCUACGACCGGGAAUAACAACAGAUGAAAUUGAUGAAAUUGUUCAUAUGGCAUGUAUUGAGAGAAAUGCAUAUCCAAGUCCUUUAAAUUAUUAUUGUUAUCCAAAAAGUGUUUGUACAUCUGUGAAUGAAACAAUUUGUCAUGGGAUACCUGAUAAAUAUGUUUUAAAGGAUGGUGAUAUUAUUAAUUUGGAUGUUACGUUAUAUUAUGGAGGUUUUCAUGGUGAUGUAAAUGAAACUUAUUAUGUCGGAGAAAAGGCUAAACAGGAUCCUGAUACUGUUCGUGUUGUUGAAACAGCUCGUGAAUGUUUGGAGUAUGCAAUAAGAGUUGUCAAGCCAGGAACUUUGUUUCGUGAUAUUGGUUCUGUAAUAGAAAAACAUGCAAAAUCAAGGAAUUGCUCAACAGUUAGAGCUUACUGCGGACAUGGAAUUAAUAGAUUAUUUCAUUGUUUCCCAGAAGUGCCUCAUUAUGGAAAAAAUAAAGCAGUCGGAAUUGCAAAAUCAGGAAUGUGUUUUACUAUUGAGCCUAUGAUUUCUCUUGGGGUAUGGAAGGAUGUACUAUGUGAUGGGAAAAGAAGUGCACAAUUUGAACAUACUCUUCUUGUAACAGAAAAUGGUGUUGAGGUUCUUACUGCUCGAAAUGAAAAUUCUCCAGGAGGGUCUAUUCCAUUAUUAAAUACUAAAUGA